This is a messenger RNA of Homalodisca vitripennis (glassy-winged sharpshooter), 3041 nucleotides long. RefSeq names its product N-acetylglucosaminyl-phosphatidylinositol de-N-acetylase-like. Bases 317 to 1318 code for a protein of 333 amino acids. Gene Ontology annotation, cellular component: endoplasmic reticulum. NCBI's taxonomy places the organism in Eukaryota, Metazoa, Arthropoda, Insecta, Hemiptera, Cicadellidae. The record is from RefSeq and is a predicted model, not a curated record. Gene Ontology annotation, biological process: GPI anchor biosynthetic process. Gene Ontology annotation, molecular function: N-acetylglucosaminylphosphatidylinositol deacetylase activity. The transcript is spliced from 6 exons.
GGUUGCCGCAAGCAAGAAGCCGAAGGAGAAGCAGCAGAUUGUAGUGGAAAGUGCGACUGAGAGGAGUGUUUAUUUAAUAUUACAUUUUGUUGUGUAGUGAAUAUCCUUUAUGCUGAAAUUGAAGAAUGUAGUACAGUUAGUGUAUCGAAUAAGUGACGAAGUUUGUUAAUUCUUAUAAAACUAUGUGUGAUUUUAGUGGUAGAAUUGGCUCACAAUCUUCUGUGAACAUCAAAUACAACGUUUGAAGUAUGGCGGUUAAAUAAGCAAGUGUCGUCGUGUUUGUUAAGACUUAUCGUGUGUAAACUUAUCCAUAAUAAUGUUACAUGAAAUUUUAACCUUUCUGUGGAAUAUAUUCGGUCCUAUUACGUUUUUGUAUGAAUUCGAGCGAUGGUUAGAUGCUAUUGUGCCACCAUGUGUUGCGGCAUUUAAGUUAGUGGUAUCGAGUUUGGCGAGUUAUUUGCCAGACUUUCUUGCCAUAUAUUUGGAUGACUUUUAUGAGUUACUUAAUUGGACCAUUUACAUAAUUUCAUUUUUAGCAAGCGUGUAUGGAUUUGUUGGUGGUAUAUUCUAUAUACUCUUUCAUCAGUCAGCAGCAAGAUUAGAGCGUAUAGGUGAGAGAUAUCCACCUUUUACCAAUGAAAGAAUACUAAUAGUAAUUGCCCAUCCUGAUGAUGAAUGCAUGUUCUUUGGACCAACUAUAGUUGAAUUUCAGAGAAUGUAUCAUAUCUACGUGCUCUGCCUCACUGAUGGUAAUUACUAUGGCCUUGGUUCAGCAAGGAAAGCAGAAUUAUGGGCGAGUUGCAGGGCCUUGGGAUUACCUGAUGAAAACAUCACUCUCAUGAAAAACACUAACAUGCCAGACAACCCCAAUGUCAAGUGGGAUCCAAAUAGAACUUAUGAAAUAAUCAUGGACCAUGUUGAACGAAAUUCUAUCACUCAAGUUUACACAUUUGACUAUAAUGGAGUGAGUGGACACGCCAACCACAGAAGCAUUUACUUCGCAUUUGCUAACAUGUCCAUAAGAAAUGUAAUUCCACGGUACCUGCAGGUGUACCUCCUAGAAUCUGUCAACAUCUUUCGCAAGUACAUGAUGUUCUUCGAUAGCUGUCUAAGCUAUUUGACGUGCAAACAUAUAUUAAUGGUUACCAUAGACGAGUUUCGCAUAAUUCAGGCUGCAAUUAGAAAACAUAAGUCUCAGAUGGAGUGGUUUCGUUAUUUGUAUGUGGACAUGUCCCGUUACUUCUACAUGAACACAUACAAGGCACUCGAUAGGGAUGAUGCCAUACUCUUGUAUGAAUUAUACGGGGAAUUUGCUUAAUUUACUUUGUUACCUGUUAAGUCUAAUUCAACUGUAAGUUGAUCACAAUAUUCUUUGAAAUAAUAAUUUUUGACUGUAAGUUAAGGUGGUGCAAUUGGUUUUUGAAAGAUUUUGCAAAUCAGUAAAAUUUGAAGAAGUAGGAAAUUUGUACUAUUUUGGAACUUGGCUCAAGUAAACACUGCUGAUGAUAAAAAAUGUGAAUCUUUUACAGUAUUUAUAAGAGUAAUAGUUUCAGGGAGUGAUGUAUCUUUUACAUAUUUUAAUUGAAGGAAAUUAAACUUUUUAAUGAAAUAUAAUUUAAGAAAAUAGCAUUUUUAAAUAGAACUUAACAAAACUAAUUGUUUAAAUAAAUGAACAUGUCUAUUCUCUGCAUUUGUUUCUCAUGUAUGUAUUGUAAAAUAUUCUAAUGCAUGUUGUAAACUACUCAUAUAAUCAUUUUUUUAAACAAAAAAGUUUUUAAUUGAGCACCAAAUUGUAAGAUGCCUCUUGAAUUAUAUUGCAAUAGCCAACCACUCUUUGUGCAAUAGUCAUACAAAUUUGUUAUCUUUAUUGUCUUAAAAAGUACCUUAAAGGGCAAUGGCCAUAAUUUUGUUUUAAAAUAAAGAUAGAUUGCACCACUUUAAGAAAAAAGGCUGUGCUGAAAAUCAUGGCCCUGACAUUUGUGAUAAGACGGUUUCAAGGUUCUGAAUAAGACUGUUGUAAAGCAACAGAACCUUUGUUGUGUUUUAGUUUUUGUAUAUUUAUAAAAAUAUUGCUCAAAAAUAGUAAUGAUAUCAAAAAAUGACACACAUGUUACUUUUAACUUUAAGGUUUGAGGUUUGUAAUAAUAGUUACCACGGUGGGCAUAAACGCUGGAUUACUAUUUAGUUGGUCACUCCCCACCUCUCACUUCAUUCAUUUUUCACAGCCCCUGUCAGCUGUCUUACAAAAAAAAUAAUAAAAACCUUUAACAAGUAAUGAAAGAAGAAAACUAAUAAAUUAAUUUCAAAUAAAGUGUAAUAUUCUUUAGAGCCAGGUGGAUAGUGUUACAAGGUUUAAAUAUAUAUAAUUAGUGUGCAUCCACUAAUUGUCAGUUUUUUCAAUAUUAUUAUUGGUCAUUAGUUGUUUUUAUCUCUUAAAAUUUUGUGUUUUUUGUUUCACAUUAAAACUAAACUAAAACAUUUUGGGGUUAUAUUAAUCAUAUCUUUAAAAUGAGAAAUCUUGCAUGGUACAACAAUAAUUGAUAAGGGUUUAAAAGUUUUCAAUGUGUGUAUAAUGCACACCAUUUUGAGUAAUCCGUUGUGUUGUGCCUCCGAUUCCGUCCCAUAAGAUGUGUAGCUUUAUUGUUUAGUUAAGUAACUUUCUGUUUAUUGCUUACCAAAGAUUUCAUUGUGUUCAGUAUUAAUAAUCAUAUUAUAUAAAACUAUAUAAAAAAAAGUAAUUUGUUGUUUAGUCAUAGGUUUUAAAAUGUAUGCCUUUCUGCAUAGCAGUUCUUACUUUGUGUUUUAAGUUGUAUUAAGUAUAUAGUCACAAAAUAACUUUUGUCAAAAUUUCUGUAUUAUGUCUUCCUGUUACUGUAAAUGAUCUUUUAAAACUUCCCAAAUAAUUUAUAGUUUCCGGAUUUACUUUAAGUGUUAAUUUUGUGUAAACUGUUAGAUCGCAAGCAUAAAUACAAUAUUUCUGCUUGCCCUCUAUUAUUUUAGUGACAUUAAAAAUGUGUAAUAAAGUAUUGUUAAAUAUUGAA